Messenger RNA from Magnusiomyces paraingens, 3849 nucleotides. RefSeq lists its product as uncharacterized. Lineage: Eukaryota; Fungi; Ascomycota; Dipodascomycetes; Dipodascales; Dipodascaceae. Gene Ontology annotation, molecular function: ATP binding; plus-end-directed microtubule motor activity; microtubule binding. The record is from RefSeq and is a predicted model, not a curated record. Gene Ontology annotation, biological process: microtubule-based movement; mitotic spindle assembly. Gene Ontology annotation, cellular component: spindle microtubule; nucleus. The transcript has a single exon. The coding region runs from base 1 to 3849 and encodes 1282 amino acids.
AUGAUUCCCUCCCGGCUCCCUAAACCCGGACGAGCUGCUGGCGUACGGCCUAGCAAUAGCACAAAUAACAAUAAUAAUAACAAUUCACACAAGCAUGCAAGACCCGGAUCGGGGCCUGUUCUUGGACAUAGAAGAAAACCCAUUCGUUCCUCGGGUACUACUUCGGCACCAUCCGGACAUAUGAGUCAGCGGGGAUUGAAUGCAAGAUCAAGUACUCCUGAACAUAGCGAAAUGGCCCAGAACCAGCACCCAAAUAAAGAUACCAAUGAUACUUCUCUAGGUCCUCAUGAUAUGAGUAUUAUCAGCAAUGACCACGACACUAGUUCCGAGCGCCGGUCGCUCGACUCGAAAGGAAGCGAUGCUGGAUCGAAUAUCAGUGUGGUUGUGCGUUGUCGUGGUCGCAACGAUCGUGAGAUUCAGGAAAAAAGUCAUGUUGUUGUGAAGACUUCGGCAUUGGACCCAACAAGCGUUGUUGUAGGACUUUCUGAUGACGGGACUGGAGUACCAGCAGGUCAGAACUCUAAGAUUUACAAGGUUGACCAAGUAUUUGGGCCAGAAGCUGACCAAACGAUUGUUUAUAAUGAAGUUGUCGCGCCCAUGGUCACUGAAGUUUUGCGUGGAGCAACAUGCACAGUUUUUGCAUACGGACAAACAGGCACCGGUAAAACAUAUACAAUGACUGGUGACGAAACGCUUUCUCCAACAGGUGGUAUUUCACACGAAGCUGGUGUUUUGCCACGGUUUUGCAGAGACCUUUUCAAAGCAGCAGAGGCAGAUGGAUACGAUUUUGCUGUCAAGAGCUCAUUUAUCGAACUGUACAAUGAAGAUCUACGAGACCUGCUGAGUGAUAGCGAUUCGAAAAAAGUAACAAUUCUAGAUCCAUCUACAUCAAACAACAUGCCUAAAACCUCGGGCAUUACUCGCGGCCAGGAAAACCUGUUUAUUCAGUCGGCAGACCACGGACUUAAGGUAUUGCAGCGUGGGUUGCGUAAACGCCAAGUUGCAUCCACCAGAAUUAACGAACUUUCUUCCCGAUCACAUACCAUCUUCACUAUUACAGUUUACAUGAGCAUGAACAAACGUACAAGCCAGGAUGUUGCACACGCCGAACUUUCAGAACCUCAGCUUUCGUCAAUUGUCAAGGAGUCUUGCAUAGUUGGGAAAAUUAACUUUGUAGACUUGGCAGGCUCUGAAAACAUUGGAAAAUCUGGAGCCGAUAAUAAGCGAGCACGCGAGGCUGGCAUGAUUAACCAGAGUUUGCUGGCACUGGGUCGUGUCAUUAAUGCGCUUGUGGACAAGACGAGCCAUAUACCUUACCGUGAAUCAAAACUAACGCGAUUACUUCAAGAUUCUCUUGGUGGUCAAACGAAAACUUGCAUUAUUGCAACCGUGAGUCCGGCACACAUUAAUUUAGAAGAGACGCUGAGUACGCUAGAAUAUGCGACAAAGGCGAAAAAUAUCCGCAACAAGCCCCAGUUUCGGUACUUGGUUUCGAAAACAACACUUUUUAAAGAAUGGUCUGAUGACUACAUUCGGUUACAACGAGACCUGGAAGCAACAAGGAAAAAACAUGGUAUAUAUCUUACGGAAGAACACUACAAGGAGUUGGUUUCUGAAAAUGCUGAGCUUAAGCUGCGAUUAGAGGAACAAGAGCGUAAGGUGACUUUACAAGAAACACAACUCAAGACACUACGGGGCGAUGUAGAGUCGACCAAAUCACAACUGAAUGAAACACGACGGCAACUAUCUACAGCGACCAAAAACUUUUCCGACUCGGUGACUAAUCUAUCAGCCAAGGAGGAAGAACUGGCCAAAGCCAAGUCCAACUGGACGUUGGAGCGGCUACUAAAGGAAGCACACGCAGCAACCGAGCGGAAGCUGCAGCAGACGGCGAUUGAGCUUGCGGCAAAGCUUGAGAAGUCGACUGAGAUUGUGGCGACGCUGCAGAUCCGGCUCGCACAGUCUGCUGACCGCGACAAUGAGAACCGGACGCGGCUGAAUAGCCACAACAAGGCAAUUAGCAGCACCUACACAGAAGUUUCAGAAGCACUUUCAGCAUUUGACAAGACCCACAAUAAAGAGUCUAAGGCGUUUAAGCAAGCAAUGAAGCAGCUGGUUGACAAGCAGUUGACACAGUUGCAAGAGUUGCUGCGGGAAGUUUCAGAUACUAACAAUGCGGAAAAAAGUUUUAUGCGAGAGUUUGCAGAGGCUGGAGAGCAGUAUGGUGAGCAAACAGAUACUGCCCGAAAGGCAUUUGGAGACGCACAAGAGAGUGUGAAGAGCAGAGUUGAAGCAGGGCUUUCUGAGAUUCAAAACUCGCUUAACGGGCUAGUACGCGAGGCUGGAAGUAAGAUUGAGGAGCACCAGCAAAUUACCACGCGGUACUCGGCUAGUUUACGGGAGCGUCUAACGUUAUUAUUUGAUGAUGUGAAUGAGGCGAUGAAUAAACAAUCUGCGGAGAUUCGGGGGCUGAAUGAGAGGCUUGUUUCAUCGACGCAGGAUUCAAUUAAAGAGUAUGAAGAUGCAGUUGCUCAGGGGCUUUUCGGGAUGUUGGAGAAGGAGAUGGCGCAGUCGAAACAUGAGCGGCUGGAGCUGUUUGAAAAGUAUCAGGCACUUGUUCAGGCCCAGGAACAGGAGCAAGCCAAGCGCAUGGAGACUCGGGUGGAGGAAAUUCACAGCACACUUGGUAAACACCAGCACGCAUUAUCGGCAGCCUCGACAGCCCAUGCUGCGUCAAUUCACCAAGUGCUACAAGUGCAACAAACGUUCCAGCAGACGCUUGAAACUCGCCAGCGUGAUAUUACGCGUGGGAUUGAGGGUGGUGUACAUGAUGCGGAGACAAGUGCAAAGGCGUUACAGCACGCGGUUGCACAGCAGGCCGAAAGUGUGCGGGGGCAGGUAGAGCAACAUGUACAAGAGGUUGAUGCAGGUCUUGGAAAUGUGGCAACGAGGGCCCGGGAAGUUGAUGAGUUGCAGCGUGGACAUGUAUUGCGACUAGAGCAGCAGGUUCGGCGGGCACAAGAAGCAGGUGUUGCAGCUGCGGAACGUGUUGAGCGUGGGCUGGAGGAGGUUACUGCGGAGGCAGCACGGGUGAGUAUUCCUGGAGACGGGUAUGUUGCACGAGUUGGCGAGGCACUUGGGCGAGCGCGACGAGCGACGCAAAACGUGGCGAAUCAGUCGCAAGAGCUUAUUGGGUGCAUGUCGUAUGAGGAGCCGGAAGCAGAGGCGAAUGGGAAUGAAGGGCCUAUUGUUGAUGCAUGGAAGCCGGUGUUGCCGAGCAAGUUGCCUGCGACGAUGCCUGAUGGGACGAGUGGGACACGGCCCAUAAGUGAACUUCAGGCCAAUAUUAUUGGAUCCUUUGCAAGCUUGCUUGCCGAGCUUGCAUCUCCUCAGAAGACUUCUCCUCAAAAGACUUCUCCUAAGAAGGGAUCUCCGAUUAAAGUACUGGCGAGUUCACCGGCCAAGGAUCAAGAGAAGGAUGAUGAGAAAGUAGAUGAGAAUAUGGAAGAGGAAGCAGAUGUUGAAGAAUGCUCACCAAGUAAGGUUGUACGGAGUCCAUUGUGUGAGAUUAGCAGUCACAAUUUGUCAUCUUCAAUAGUUGUUGCUACAGGUGAGACCGAACCUGCUACAGUAAAGGCGAGUCCAAUGGUUAUGGGGUCUCCUGAGAAGAACAUGAACAAGACGAACAAGAAUGAGGGGAGUAAACCGACAACAACAACAACACUACGAGUAAACUUUUUCCCUGCAAACAAGCGGUUAAGCAAGGCAGUUGAGCAGAGCGGGAUUCCGAGGAAACGGCCUGCAUCGGAGGUUCUUGAGAAUGGUUUGACUCGGCGAGCCAAGUCAUGA